Molecule: messenger RNA, 2250 nt
Organism: Solanum dulcamara
Lineage: Eukaryota; Viridiplantae; Streptophyta; Magnoliopsida; Solanales; Solanaceae
Product: E3 ubiquitin-protein ligase XBAT33
Exons: 10
Coding region: 167-1702 (511 amino acids)
Biological process (GO): protein targeting to chloroplast
Cellular component (GO): chloroplast outer membrane
Molecular function (GO): protein binding; chloroplast targeting sequence receptor activity
Source: RefSeq, a predicted model, not a curated record
AUUUUAAUUAAUCCUUGUAGAAAACAUAUGCUCUCUGUGAGUCAAAUUUGCUUCUUCACAUACUGCCAUUUUGUACAAAUCUUGACUUGACUUGACAUGUAUAUAUAUUGAGAGAGACAGAGGUUGGAUUUUUCCUGAAGAGUUAAAAAAAAAAGGAAGAGAGAAAAUGGGUAAUUCUUUUGGGUGUUCGGCGUCCGGUGAACGGUUGGUAUCGGCGGCGAGAGACGGUGAUUAUGUAGAAGCGAAGAUGUUGCUUGAUUGCAAUCCAUGCCUUUCGAAGUACUCUACUUUUGGUGGACUCAAUUCCCCUCUUCACUUUGCUGCUGCUAAGGGACACAACGAGAUUGUUGCAUUGUUGCUUGAGAACGGUGCUGAUGUUAAUUCUAGAAACUACUGUGGUCAGACGGCACUGAUGCAGGCAUGUAGAUAUGGCCACUGGGAAGUUGUUCAAACCCUUCUUCUCUUUAGAUGCAAUGUUACCAGAGCAGAUUAUCUUAGUGGAAGGACAGCUCUCCAUUUUGCAGCAGUGAAUGGACAUGUUAGAUGCAUAAGACUUGUGAUGGCUGAUUUCGUUCCUAGUGCCCCUUUUGAGUCUAUAAAUGCUCAAACAAAUGCUGAAAGGGGUGACAGUUCAAAUUCAAAAGGCAAGCAUGAGCAAAGUGCGCUGUCAAAAUUUGUAAAUAAAGCUGCUGAUGGUGGUAUUACUGCUCUUCAUAUGGCUGCAUUGAAUGGGUAUUUUGAUUGUGUCCAGCUCCUGCUUGAUCUUAAUGCAAAUGUAUCAGCUGUGACAUUUCACUAUGGGUCAUCGAUGGAUCUGAUAGGAGCUGGAAGCACUCCUUUGCACUAUGCUGCUUGUGGCGGAAAUCUAAAAUGUUGUCAGAUACUUAUUGCAAGAGGUGCCAGUCGAUUGACAUUGAACUGCAAUGGGUGGGUUCCUCUCGAUGUUGCCAGGAUGUGGGGGCGUCAUUGGCUUGAACCAUUACUUGCACCAAAUUCUGAUUCAAUAAUUCCACCCUUUCCAUCUUCAAGUUAUUUAUCAUUGCCUCUCUUAAGCGUGCUUAACAUCGCAAGAGAGUGUGGGUUGCAGUCUUCAGGAAUAUCCUCUGAUGAUUCUGAUACUUGUGCUGUUUGCCUGGAGAGGGCAUGUUCAGUGGCUGCUGAAGGUUGUGGGCAUCAAUUGUGUGUAAGAUGUGCACUCUAUCUUUGCUCGGCAAGCAACAUCCCAUCUGAAUUAUUGGGUCCUCCUGGAUCCAUUCCAUGUCCACUUUGCAGACAUGGCAUUGUCUCAUUUGUAAAACUCCCUGGAUCUCCUGCAAAGGAAAUUAAGUUACAUCUAUCCCUUAGCUUAUGCACACCAUGCAUGCUUCAUCCUCGUGAGCAAGAACGAUCAACACCACCUAGCGCACAUGAAAUUAGAAAGAAUCGUGUUGCUUCAGUGUCUUCAGAUCUUUUCUGUCCUGUGACUUGUAGCCCAUUUCCCUCUGUUGCAAUCCCUUUGUGUACCUGUGAUGAAGGACCUUCCCCAACCUUGGAAUCAAUAGAAAAUGAUACUCAAGAAGAAACUCCUAAUCAGUCACAGUCCACAUCAACAGACCAAGACAAAAUGAAUGUGAGAUUGGAAAAAACUACCUGCUCGAACAUGUUUUGGGGCAGAAGAAGCUGCAGCAGGGAGCAUCAGUGUAAUGCUGAGAUUAAUGCUUAAUAAACUUGCCUUGGUGCCCGAGUUGAAGAAAUUUUGAUCCAAGCAGAGCAGCGCAUGGAUUCAAGGCUUGACAUUACUACUUUCUUGUGCUUUUGAAUCUUUCUUGCAGCUUCUACUUCUCUCGCUGGCUAUGAGCCUAUGGAUACAGCACUCCGGGCAUCUUGAAUACCUUAAAAGUGUUGCCUUGAUUAUCUGGACUGGGGGCUUGUAAAGAAUUCACAAGUAGGAAAUUGGAGUAUUGCCAUGGAGUAUCAUUGGAGAGCUGUCUAAUCUUGAGAUUGUUCUUAGGUUAUUCUUCACUGUUGUAUGUAGUGCCGCUAUUACUAGUCUGGUUGAAGCAGAUAAGUUUUUAACCUGUUUGUUCCAGUACAACCCAAUCAAGUUACAAAAAAUAGUUUGAGUACUGGUGGGGUUUGUGAAGGUAAACGUUAGGUGUCUGUAAACUGACAAAGAUAGAGUUGAAUAGGGAAAUUUGUAUUACAUAUUUGCUCUGUUUGUACACCUUUUAAUGUUCUGUCGUAGAAAGUAAUGUGUUUGGGUUUUGUCAA